Messenger RNA from Drosophila arizonae, 1276 nucleotides. RefSeq names its product Spliceosome-ribosome linker protein (gene Srlp). Lineage: Eukaryota; Metazoa; Arthropoda; Insecta; Diptera; Drosophilidae. The record is from RefSeq and is a predicted model, not a curated record.
CUUUAUACGAUAUUCAGAAAUUUGUUUUGAGAAUUUAAUUUGCAGUUCUUUGAUUGCUAAGAAAGUUUAACAAACAUCUGUACUAAAUUAAUUAAGUUCUUAACAAUUUAAACAUGCUCCGCAAAUUCGGAAUACAAGUGGGCCAGCAUAUUGGCCAACAUUUACGUUCGGCGCCUCGCCGCAUGUUUAGCUCAACAAAAGCAUUGUACAAAGAGACCCCAACUAACGCCGAAAAGGAACCGGAACAGCCCCCAAGCAUAAUUAUCGAGAAGGAUAAAAAUAUAACUUUAAUCGGCAUAAAUCGUCCACAGCAACGCAAUGCCAUUGACUCGACAACCGCCUCGAAGCUUUGUGAGGCCUUCUCCGCCUUCGAGGCGGACGAUACAUCGCCGGUGGCGGUCCUCUAUGGUGUGGGUGGAUCGUUCUGCUCGGGAUUUGAUAUACUUGAGAUCAGCACUGACGAGAAGGAGGAGAUAAGCGUUGAUAUUCUGAUGCGCCCUGAGGGAUCUGUGGGACCCACUCGUCGCCACAUUAAAAAGCCGGUCAUUUGCGGCAUCAAUGGCUAUUGCAUAGCCAAUGGCCUGGAGCUGGCGCUCAUGUGCGAUUUGCGCGUCAUGGAGGAGUCCGCUGUGCUGGGCUUCUUCAAUAGGCGCUUUGGUGUACCCAUGCUUGAUGGUGGCACUGUGCGUCUGCCCGCCAUGAUUGGACUGUCACGCGCGCUGGAUUUGAUACUCACUGGACGACCAGUGGGCUCACAGGAGGCGCACGAUAUCGGUCUAGUGAACCGCAUUGUGCCCACCGGCACAGCGUUGGGCCAUGCCCUAGAGCUGGCCGCGUGCUUGUCCAAAUUUCCGCAGCGCGCACUCAAUCAUGAUCGCAACUCCGUCUACUCGGCCUCGUUUGAGACAUCAACGUUCCACCAGGCGGUGCAGAACGAGGUCAUGUAUACGUCUCGCGAGAUCAUCGAAGACAUGCAGAACGGCAUCAAGUGGUUCAAUAACACGUUCAAGGCAGAUACCACACACUCGUGGCUAAAGCGUGAUCGUUCCAUGGCUGAUUGGGAUGACGAAGAUGUGGCCAUGGCAGCUGCUCAGAAAGAGGUCAAGAAACAGCAGGAAGAGGCAGCCAUUGUUGAGGCUGAGAAACAGAAGCAGGCGGAGAAGACCAAAAGCAAAUCUAAGAAAGCAGCCGAACCAAAACCUGUUGAAAAAUCGAAAAAGGACAGCAGUGACAAUAGCGAACCUGAUUCAACUGAAAAGCCCAAAGAUAAAUAAGA